Hydra vulgaris (swiftwater hydra) is the source of this 417-nucleotide messenger RNA. RefSeq lists its product as uncharacterized. The record is from RefSeq and is a predicted model, not a curated record. NCBI's taxonomy places the organism in Eukaryota, Metazoa, Cnidaria, Hydrozoa, Anthoathecata, Hydridae.
AUGAAUGUGAGUGGUGUGAGUGUGAGUGAUGUGAAUGUGAGUGAAGUUAGUGAAGUGAGUGUGAGUGAUGUGAGUGUGAGUGAUGUGAGUGAUAUGAAUGUGAGUGAUGUGAAUGUGAGUGAUGUGAAUGUAAGUGAUGUGAAUGUGAGUGAUGUGAGUGUGAGUGAUGUGAAUGUGAGUGAUGUGAAUGUGAGUGAUGUGAAUGUGAGUGAUGUGAGUGUGAGUGAUGUGAAUGUGAGUGAUGUGAAUGUGAGUGAUGUGAAUGUGAGUGAUGUGAAUGUGAGUGAUGUGAAUGUGAGUGAUGUGAAUGUGAGUGAUGUGAAUGUGAGUGUGAGUGAUGUGAGUGUGAGUGAUGUGAAUGUGAGUGAUGUGAGUGUGAGUGAUGUGAGUGUGAGUGAUGUGAGUAGAAAAUCUUAA